ACGCCCUCAGAUGCCGGCUUUAAGGAGGCGGGACUUCCUGCCAAGGCAACGGGCUGUUCCGGAAGAGCUGAGCUGGAGGACGCCGGCUGGUGACGCUCCUGCCCAAGUAUUGCCUGAAGAUGACUGACCUUUGGCAGGAGUGCAUGGAUUAUGCAGUGACCCUGGCAAGACAAGCAGGAGAGGUGAUUCGUGAAGCUCUAAAGAAAGAAAUGAAUGUGAUGAUUAAAAGUUCUCCAGCUGACUUGGUCACAGCUACUGACCAAAAAGUUGAAAAAAUGCUUCUGUCUUCCAUAAAGGAAAAGUAUCCAUCUCAUAGUUUCAUUGGUGAAGAAUCUGUGGCAGCUGGGGAAAAAACUGUCUUCACUGACAACCCCACGUGGAUUAUUGACCCUAUUGAUGGAACAACAAACUUUGUACAUAGAUUUCCUUUUGUAGCUGUUUCAAUCGGCUUUGUUGUGAACAAAAAGAUGGAGUUUGGAGUUGUGUACAGUUGUGUGGAAGAUAAGAUGUAUACAGGCAGGAAAGGAAAAGGUGCCUUCUGCAAUGGCCAAAAGCUGCAGGUUUCACGACAAGAAGAUAUUACCAAAUCACUACUAGUGACUGAGUUAGGCUCUUCCAGGACACCAGAGACUGUACGGAUUAUUCUUUCCAAUAUGGAAAAGUUAUUUUCCAUUCCCAUUCAUGGAAUCCGGAGUGUUGGAACAGCUGCUGUUAAUAUGUGCCUCGUGGCAACUGGAGGAGCAGAUGCGUACUAUGAAAUGGGGAUCCACUGCUGGGACAUGGCAGGCGCCGGCAUCAUUGUUACCGAAGCUGGGGGAGUGCUAAUGGAUGUCACAGGUGGACCAUUUGAUUUGAUGUCCCGGAGAAUAAUUGCUGCAAACAGUAAAGCACUGGCUGAAAGGAUAGCCAAAGAAAUUCAGAUAAUACCACUUCAGAGAGAUGAUGAGAAUUAAGUGCACAAUAAGGCAUCGUGCUCAGACACUGUUGCCCUUCCCCAUGCUUGCUAACACAUCUGUGGAUAUCUGUUUCACAUGUGUGAUGUGACUGAUGUAAAUUAUCUUUGAGGUCCUGGUUUUAAAAUGGGAACUUUUACCGACUUUUUACAGACUAAGUGUACAAAGACGAGGUGGAAUGUGUGUUGAAAAAAAUUGUGGGGAAAAUGUAUGGAAGUAUAGCUCAGGAAUUAUACAUUGAAAUAGUCAAUUAGUAACUUUAUGUUUUUAAGAAUACAUGAUGAUCCUCUUAAUUUUUAAGAUAAUAAUAUAUAUAUAUAUAUUUAGAAUUUAGAAAGUUACGUCAUGGAAAAGUUUUUUUCUUUGUUCCAAAGCCAUAUUUACUUAAGUUUGUAAAGAUAGGAUACAUUGGUUCUCCCUUAGCAGAAUACCUUGUUUUAUUCACCAUUGUCCAUAUAGCACCUGGCACAGUCUUGUAAAUAGAAGGUUACCCAAAACAACAUCUGGGGCCAAAGAUCUAAGCAGCAAUUCCCAGUUAGAAUGAACACAUAGUGAGCUAUCUAACAUUUUGGCUUCCAGCUUUGAAGUUACCGCACUGUCCUUUUUAUAUUUCAUUUUACCAGACAUUUCACAUGACUGUACUGUUGCCAGAGUGCUCUUACCGUGGGCAUUCCUGCAGUGACUAUACUUUCCUUAGCACUGGGGAGAGAGUAUGUAUAGAUUUUGUCCCUGCACUGCAGAGCAAGAGUUUGCACAAGGUGCUGUCAUUAGACAUGUGUAUAGUUAUAGUGUAACAUUACUAAGUUUCAUACUUACGUGAAGAUAACUUAUACUGAUCUGGUUGUGCUAACAAAUAUAUUAUGUUGUUAAUAUGGAAAUAUUUGAAUUUUUCCCACUAUUUAAAAGUUCACUGCUGUUCCUUUUAUAUAUUUCUUAAUAGUCUUAGACUAUCUAAUUCAAGAAGAAAAUUGUAAGUUUGUAUGUAUUUUUAAAGGAUUCACUUAGUAGACUGGAUUGCUCAGUGGUUAAAGGCACUUGCGUGCAAAGCCAGACAGCUCAAGUCUAAUUCCUCAGUAUCCAUGUAAAUCCAGAUGCACAAAAUGGUCCAUGCAUCUUGAAUUUAUUUGCAGUGGCAAGAGGCCCUGGUACGCUCAUGCUCACUCACUCACUCUCUCUGUGCUUUUAAUUUUUUUUAAAGGAUUAACUUACUUGUUUAGCCUUAUCCCUUGGCAUGUGAACAAAUUUAAGUUUUGUUUCAAGCAUGUAUGAACCUUGUAUUUGAUAAUGAAGUGCUGGGGCUGGAGAGAUGCCUUAGAGGCUAGGGUGUUUGCCUGUGAAGCCAAAAGACCCAAGUUCAAUUCCCCAGAACCCAUGUAAGCCAGAUGCACAAGGGUCACAUGCAUCUGGAGUUCAUUUACAGUGGCUAGAGGCCCUGGUGGCCCAUUCUCUCUCUGUCUCUCUUCUGUCUCUCUCUCUCUUUGCAAAUAAACAAAUAAAACUUAAAAGAUAAUGAAGUGUUGGUGCAAGUUUCAAGGUAAAGGUUCUUUUUAUGUUGGGUACAUUUGAUAUAUAAACUUAAUGUAUUUUCUAUAUUUGUAUUGCUGUUUGUCACAUGCUCCUAAAACAUCUCAUACUGUACAAUUCUAAGAUAAGUUGUUUUGAAAUUUUAUUUUAAUUAAGAUUAUCACGAAUAAAAUUUUAUUUAAUUUA
This is a messenger RNA of Jaculus jaculus (lesser Egyptian jerboa), 2663 nucleotides long. RefSeq names its product inositol monophosphatase 1 (gene Impa1). Gene Ontology annotation, biological process: inositol metabolic process; signal transduction; phosphatidylinositol phosphate biosynthetic process. The coding region runs from base 120 to 953 and encodes 277 amino acids. The record is from RefSeq and is a predicted model, not a curated record. NCBI's taxonomy places the organism in Eukaryota, Metazoa, Chordata, Mammalia, Rodentia, Dipodidae. The transcript has 9 exons. Gene Ontology annotation, molecular function: inositol monophosphate 1-phosphatase activity.